This is a messenger RNA of Dermatophagoides pteronyssinus (European house dust mite), 1032 nucleotides long. RefSeq lists its product as uncharacterized. The record is from RefSeq and is a predicted model, not a curated record. Lineage: Eukaryota; Metazoa; Arthropoda; Arachnida; Sarcoptiformes; Pyroglyphidae.
AUGAGUAAAUUUAAAAUUCAAGCUCGAUUUUUACGUAUGAUUUCUUUUACAUACGGAUUUCUUGGUCUUCAACUACAUCCAAUUGAUCGAAAUGAUUGGAAAACCAUUUUAAAUGUUUUAAUGAAUAUAACAAUAAAUUUAUUAGCCAUUAAUGGUCUUUUGGCAAAUAGUUCAUUAAAAUCAAUGGCAUUCGAUAAACCAUUAUUAUAUCAAAUUUUACGUGUUUGUUAUGAAUUUAUUUAUCCAAUGACAUAUCUAAUUGUAUCGAUACAAUAUCUUUUGAAAGGAUCAAAAUUUAUACAAAAUAUUGAUAUGUUAACAAGAAAAACAAAUGAUCAAUGGCAAUAUGAACGUUUCAUAUGGACAAUAUUCAUUACAAAUUCAACAUAUUUUGUUAUGAAUUAUCAAACAAUACAGAAAUUUUUUAUGAUCAAUUUUACAUCGAUCAAUCUGAAUCAAAUUUGGCGACAAUUUGGUGUUUAUUUUAUAAAUAUGCACAUUAGUAAUCAUUGUCGAAAUGAUCGAUCCGAAUUAACAUUGAUGAUUAAUGAAAUGAUAGAUGCUGCUAAACAUUGUGAUCAAAUACAAAAAUUUACUUCAAUCAAUUUAUUGAUAAUGAUACCGACAAUGUCUAUUAAUAUUAUUAUACGAAUUUGUAUAAUUCAAUAUUAUACAAUUACAAAUCAAUAUAAUCUACUUUUACAGAUAAUCAUUUUUGCCAUCUAUUUGACUAUAAUGUCCAACUAUAAUCGAUUGAUUGCCGAACGUUUAUCUGAUAUUCAAAAAAUUAUUACAAUUCAAUAUUGGAAUGAUUUAGGAAAUUUUCGACCGAACAAUAAUCUAAUUAAUGAAAUGAUUAUUAUACAAAAAUAUGAUCCAAGUCGUUAUUAUGAAUCGAAAAAAUUAUUUGAAAAUGAUUUUAUUGUUAGAAUAUAUCAUUUUUGCUCUGUCGAUUUGGAUCUUAUUAUGGGUAUUAUUUUAUUUAUUAUGAAUAAUGUUGUAUUUAUAAUACAAACUGAAACACCUUUUUGA